AUGGGUGAUAAUUUAUUUCCAAUAUUGCGUAUGCGUAAAACGAAACGAACCAUUGAUGUUGAAACGGAUGUGCCUGAUUUUAAUUCACUUAUGCUUAGUCGAACAUCGUUGACUGCAUUAGCAAAAGCUGGUUUUACGAAACCGUCUCCAGUACAAGCACAAGCGAUCCCAUGUGGCUUACUUGGCCUUGGUAAUCUUUCUCAACAUCUGCUAGUUCAAGCAAAAUCUGGAACUGGAAAAACAAUGGUGUUUUCAUUGCUUGCUCUUGAAAACUUGAAUGCACAAUUUGGACGUCCCCAAGUGUUGAUCGUCGCUCCAACUCGUGAAAUUGUUUCUCAAAUAGUAUCCUAUAUCAGUAUGCUUGCUCCUCCAGUCAUUCACGUGCGUAUGUUUGUUGGCGGGAAUGAAAAGGGCGUUGCCGGUGAUAUUCAAGUUCUUAAAAAAAGCGUUCAUAUUGUUGUUGGAACAACAGGUCGUCUCUGUCAUCUUGUUCGCAUCAAUGCUUUGAACCUAUCUCAUAUACGGCUCUUUGUUGUGGAUGAAGCCGACAAACUUAUGGAAUCAAAUUUUCAGGAAGAAAUUAAUUACCUUUUUUCUGCCCUUCCGCCACAUAAACAAGUAGCAGUGUUUUCGGCUACGUAUCCACAGUAUAUGCUUAAAAUUCUGGCGCGUUACAUGACAGAUGCACAUCCAGUGCUUGUGGACACCGAUGCUCAGUUAUAUGGUGUUAAACAAUAUGUUGUUCUCGUUUGCAAUAAAACCAAAAAAAUUAGUGCAAUAAUACGUUUACUGCUUCAACUGUGCUAUAGUCAGUGUAUAAUUUUUGUCAAUGAUCAAACAAAAUGUGAUGAGGUCUAUUCGGGUUUGACGAAAGCAGAGUUUGGUGCUUGUCAAAUUUCUGGUAACAUGCUACAGACAGAUCGUACAAACGUUAUGAAACAAUUCAGAAAAUCUGUGGUCAAAAUACUUGUCUCAACAGAUCUUACUUAUAUUGUCUGUAUAACUGGUCGAGGCAUUGAUGUACCAGGUGUUAAUGUUGUCAUCAAUUACGGCAGCCCGUUUUCUUUAUCUACCUACUUGCAUCGGAUUGGGCGUUCGGGACGUUUUGGUACCUGA
Molecule: messenger RNA, 1116 nt
Organism: Thelazia callipaeda (thelaziosis nematode)
Lineage: Eukaryota; Metazoa; Nematoda; Chromadorea; Rhabditida; Thelaziidae
Source: the annotation of a GenBank genome assembly